AUGAUUGUGGAAGCUCAAAAUGAUUUUAAUUGGUUUAAUAUCCAAUUUGCCCCUUACACUGAUGAUGUUACACAAAACGAUGAGCACGAUUGUUUUAUUGAUUACGAUGAUCCUUCGUGGUAUGUUUAUGCUGUUGCUCUUGGGAAAAAUCAAUCAAUAUAUCGCUUUUUCUUCGUUGGUGAAAUGAUUGAUUUGGACGAAGACGGGAAAUUGCCAAAUCGUACAUUUGUCGGUUUUCUCAAUUACACUGGCGAUCUUACUACAAUUGAUUGUAGUAAUUUCAAUUUAAUCAUAUCAUACGUGGACGGAAACUUCAUUCAUCAGGAACAUUUAGUGAUGACAACUGAUCCUCUUGGUUUGAUUGCCUACGGUUUCUCCAAUCUCUUUACAUUUUCUUAUACAGCAUCUACGGGUAAUCUGGCCGUUUAUGAGAAUAAUUCACUCUCUCCUUCAACACCAUUCCUACCAUAUGCCGUUGAUUACGAUGGUAGUCGCGGUAUUAUUGCUGGCUUUCUUAAGAAUAAUCAAAAUUCACGUAUCAAAUAUAACGCAACUAUUAUUCUAUUUAGUAUUGAUGCAUCAACAGCCAAUGCCACACAGAUAAAAUCAUGGAAGUAUUCGACGAAUGGUACAACAUGGCAGGCUGGACAAACAAAUGCAGGCGCUGAUAAAAAUGAUCCUAAAUUCGACAUGUCUGUCAGUAUAAAUCCAACAGCUACACAAGUUCUCGUCGGUAUUCAAUCGAUGAAUACGGUUUUUCUCUUCAGUUAUACAGCGACGACACUGACAUUGGUUACUUCAAUAGACAAAGGCCGAGGAAUUGGUUUCGGCAAAGGUGUUGCCUGGCUCAGUGACACUCUCAACAGUGUUGCCAUUCUUGCCAACGUCUAUUCGACAAGUUACGUCUGGAGUUCUUCGAAAAUCUAUGUCUACGACAGUCCAUUGACGAGUACUUCACAGCCAAUCUCAAUCUUUCCCAACAAUGAACAGCCGCUUUACAGUUACAUGUCUUCUGUUUUUCUCAAUAUCAUCACAACUCCAAGAGAAUUAGUUCUUCUUGCUGCCCAAGGCGGUCUCUUCGUCAUUCUCUCAGCUCCUAGCGGUUAUUAUUCCUCAACAAUUGGACCAACUGUUGAAGCUGUGCCGGCAUUCUCCUCACAACUACCGUGUAUGCCAGGUACAUAUAAGAAUGUAACAGGUAUUCGUCGCUGUUUACUCUGUCCAACAGGAACAAAAAACGAUGGAACCAACCUUACGAUAACAACCUGUGUCAAUUGUGCAAUGAACACAUUCUGUCCGCUUGGUUCUGUAAGUGAUUCUAUCUCGAACGAUCAGCUCAGUAACGUCAUCCAAGCAGUUGCCUAUCCAAAAUCCCCAGAUAUCACCGGACUUGAUGAUAUUCUGUUUUUCACAUUGUUUUCAAUUGGUUCAUCUGCACGCUGUGUUGCUCUUUCACCAAUCUUUUGGACUUUGAUCGUUGCUGCUAUUAUAAUUCUCAUUGUAAGUACAAUGCUUGUGAUUAAAUACUGUGUUAAAAACUCAACAGCUGUAAAUAGUUAUACACUAUUUGAGAAAAUAUUUAAACGAACAGAUAUUAUUCGUGAAGGUGAAAUGUGGGUCGGUGGCCUUGUUACGUUUUGUGUUAUCGUGCUCUGUGUUUCUUGCUGUGUAUUCAGUGCUAAAUAUUAUAGUUCUUAUCCGAUUGAAACAGCUGGACCUUCAACAUAUACAUGUGAUACAAGUAUACGUAAUGCACAGUUUUCUUCAUCUCUACAGUCUUUAUCGGUACCAGCCGCAGAAAAUAUUCAAGGCAUGAUGGACUUGUUAAACGAUCAAGAAGUCAAUUUGGACGUCUCUUUUCUCAAUACAGUUUACAAUUGCACAUCAGAUGCAGUUACAUUGACCUAUCUCUUAGGUACAACGUGGUUUCCAGUAUCGCCGAAUCCAUCCUGUAAUUCGUCGAGCUAUACAGUUUCCUAUAAUGCUAGCUUGCCGUUUAGAUCAAUUACUGUACAACUUACUUUACCAAACACAAAUACAAUCGGUGGACUUCGUAUAGGUCUGCGUGCUAACGGUAAAAACAAAUCUUCGACAGCAACGCUCCAAGAUUUAGGUUUUUCACAAACAUUCAAUCACAGUGAACGUAUGCUUGGACAAGACAUCCGUAUCACCCUUCCACUGACAAAAGUAAUCAAUAAUACAAAUCCACUUGUAAACGGUGAUGAUGAGGUACUGAGUGGUAUUUGGAUUGGUUCAUUUUCGGUGAACUACUACGAAUCAUUCAUGACAGACACUGAUUAUUUGAAUGCACCACCUAAGACGUCAACAAUUUUGACACUGACGAUCAGUGAAACACCCUAUUAUAUACUAAAUGAGCAAUCACCAAUUGCUAGAUUACCUGAAAUAAUUUUUCAUGAUUUUCUUUAUAUAACAAUGAUUAUUGGAAUGUUUGUGCUUAUGUUUGUUAUAGUUGAGGAUCCGGGUUUGAAGAUUUUGUUUCAAGCGAGUCCGGGUCCGGGUACAGCAAAUUUUAAUCAGUCGGAUCCAGGUCCGGGUUCAAAAAUUCGUGAACCCGAUGGACUCUAA
Molecule: messenger RNA, 2586 nt
Organism: Rotaria sp. Silwood1
Lineage: Eukaryota; Metazoa; Rotifera; Eurotatoria; Philodinida; Philodinidae
Source: the annotation of a GenBank genome assembly